ACAGCCACACACCCCAAGGCCUCCAAGAUGAGCUACACUCUGGACUCGCUGGGCAACCCGUCCGCCUACCGGCGGGUAACGGAGACCCGCUCCAGCUUCAGCCGGGUCAGUGGCUCCCCGUCCAGCGGCUUCCGCUCGCAGUCGUGGUCCCGCGGCUCGCCUAGCACCGUGUCGUCCUCCUACAAGCGCAGCGCGCUCGCCCCGCGCCUCGCCUACAGCUCGGCCAUGCUCAGCUCGGCCGAGAGCAGCCUGGACUUCAGCCAGUCCUCGUCCCUGCUCAACGGCGGCUCCGGCGGCGACUACAAGCUGUCCCGCUCCAACGAGAAGGAGCAGCUGCAGGGGCUGAACGACCGCUUCGCCGGCUACAUCGAGAAGGUGCACUAUUUGGAGCAGCAGAACAAGGAGAUCGAGGCGGAGAUCCAGGCGCUGCGGCAGAAGCAGGCCUCGCACGCGCAGCUGGGCGACGCGUACGACCAGGAGAUCCGCGAGCUCCGAGCCGCCCUGGAGAUGGUGAACCACGAGAAGGCGCAAGUGCAGCUGGACUCCGACCACCUGGAGGAGGACAUCCACCGGCUCAAGGAGCGCUUCGAGGAGGAGGCGCGGCUGCGCGACGACACCGAGGCGGCCAUCCGCGCGCUGCGCAAAGACAUCGAGGAGUCGUCGAUGGUCAAGGUGGAGCUGGACAAGAAGGUACAGUCGCUGCAGGAUGAGGUGGCCUUCCUGCGCAGCAAUCACGAAGAGGAGGUGGCGGACCUGCUGGCGCAGAUCCAGGCGUCGCACAUCACCGUGGAGCGCAAAGACUACCUGAAGACCGACAUCUCCACCGCGCUGAAAGAGAUCCGCUCCCAGCUCGAGUGCCACUCCGACCAGAACAUGCACCAGGCCGAAGAAUGGUUUAAGUGCCGCUAUGCCAAGCUCACCGAGGCGGCCGAGCAGAACAAGGAGGCCAUCCGCUCCGCCAAGGAAGAGAUCGCCGAGUACCGGCGCCAGCUGCAGUCCAAGAGCAUCGAGCUCGAGUCCGUACGCGGCACCAAGGAGUCCCUAGAGCGGCAGCUCAGCGACAUCGAGGAGCGCCACAACCACGACCUCAGCAGCUACCAGGACACCAUCCAGCAGCUGGAAAAUGAGCUUCGGGGAACGAAGUGGGAAAUGGCUCGUCACCUGCGAGAGUACCAGGACCUCCUCAACGUCAAGAUGGCCCUGGAUAUCGAGAUCGCUGCGUACAGAAAACUCCUGGAGGGUGAAGAGACAAGAUUUAGCACGUUUUCGGGGAGCAUCACUGGGCCGCUGUAUACACACCGACAGCCCUCAGUCACAAUAUCUAGUAAGAUCCAGAAAACUAAGGUUGAAGCUCCCAAGCUCAAGGUCCAACACAAAUUUGUGGAGGAGAUCAUAGAGGAGACCAAAGUGGAGGAUGAGAAGUCCGACAUGGAAGAUGCCUUGACAGCCAUUGCAGAGGAGUUGGCCGUUUCCGCAAAAGAAGAAGAGAAGGAAGAGGCAGAAGAAAAGGAAGAGGAAAAAGAAGCUGAAGAAGAAGUGGUGGCUGCCAAAAAGUCUCCAGUGAAAGCUUUGGCACCUGAAAUUAAAGAAGAGGAAGAAGGGGAAAAGGGAGAAAAAGGCCAGGAGGAAGAAGAAGAAGAAGAUGAGGGUGUCAAGUCAGACCAAGCUGAAGAGGGAGGAUCCGAGAAGGAAGGCUCCAGUGAAAAAGAUGAAGGUGAGCAGGAAGAAGAAGGAGAAACCGAGGCUGAAGGUGAAGGAGAAGAAGCCGAAGCUAAAGAAGAAAAGAAAAUCGAGGAAAAGGGUGAAGGAGUGGCUGCCAAAGAGGAGCUGGUGGCAGAAGCCAAGGUGGAAAAGCCAGAGAAAGCCAAGAGCCCUGUGCCAAAAUCACCUGUGGAAGAGGUGAAGCCAAAAGCAGAAGUGAAAGCUGGAAAAGGUGAACAGAAAGAGGAAGAAGAGAAAGUUGAGGAAGAAAAGAAAGAAGUAGCCAAGGAAGCUCCCAAGGAAGAGAAGGUAGAGAAAAAGGAGAAGCCAAAAGAUGUACCAGACAAGAAGAAAGCCGAGUCCCCAGUGAAGGAGAAAGCAGUAGAAGAGGUGAUCACCAUCACCAAAUCAGUAAAGGUGAGCCUAGAGAAAGAUACCAAAGUGGAGGAGAAGCCAGCACAGCAAGAGAAGGAGAAAAUAGAAGAGGGGGGAGGGAGUGAGGAGGAAGGAAGUGAUCAAGGUGCAAAGGAAUCCCGGAAGGAAGACAUAGCUGUCAAUGGGGAGGUAGAAGGAAAAGAGGAGGAAGAGCAGGAAACUAAGGAAAAGGGGAGUGGGAGAGAAGAGGAGAAAGGUGUGGUCACUAAUGGGUUAGACUUGAGCCCAGCAGAUGAAAAGAAGGGGGGUGACAAAAGUGAUGAGAAAGUGGUGGUGACCAAAAUGGUAGAAAAAAUCACCAGUGAGGGGGUGGGUGAUGGUGCUACCAAAUACAUCACUAAAUCUGUAACCGUCACCCAAAAGGUCGAAGAGCAUGAAGAGACCUUUGAGGAGAAGCUAGUGUCUACUAAAAAGGUAGAAAAAGUCACUUCACACGCCAUAGUAAAGGAAGUCACCCAGAGUGACUAA
Messenger RNA from Castor canadensis (American beaver), 2604 nucleotides. RefSeq names its product neurofilament medium chain (gene Nefm). Lineage: Eukaryota; Metazoa; Chordata; Mammalia; Rodentia; Castoridae. Gene Ontology annotation, biological process: neurofilament bundle assembly. Gene Ontology annotation, cellular component: cytoplasm; postsynaptic intermediate filament cytoskeleton; intermediate filament. Gene Ontology annotation, molecular function: structural constituent of cytoskeleton. The record is from RefSeq and is a predicted model, not a curated record.